This is a messenger RNA of Aspergillus welwitschiae, 1339 nucleotides long. Its product is annotated as Zn(II)2Cys6 transcription factor rglT. The coding region runs from base 66 to 1313 and encodes 415 amino acids. Gene Ontology annotation, cellular component: nucleus. Gene Ontology annotation, molecular function: DNA-binding transcription factor activity, RNA polymerase II-specific; zinc ion binding; sequence-specific DNA binding. Lineage: Eukaryota; Fungi; Ascomycota; Eurotiomycetes; Eurotiales; Aspergillaceae. Gene Ontology annotation, biological process: positive regulation of transcription by RNA polymerase II. The record is from RefSeq and is a predicted model, not a curated record. The transcript is spliced from 2 exons.
CUAAUAUUCACUUUCUCUUCGUGGCUCGGUUGAAAGCCGGUCUUAAUCCACGCUGGUUCUGCAGCAUGAUGCAUCAGCAAUUUUCUCUCGAAUGCAGCCAACCACACCCCGUCUACUCAAGCAAUGCUGCCAUGAGUGACGCCGCAACAGGCGUGGCGCGGGGGAAAAGACAUGCGGCCUGUGAUGAGUGCAGAAGUCGCAAGCUGAAAUGCUCAGGGGAAGCUACUGGCUGCACUCGCUGCAUUAAACAAAGUCUCACUUGCCACUACUCUCUACAGAAACAGAUGGGACGGCCCCCAAAGAAGCGAAUGCGAGAAGAUGAGGAUCCAUCACCACCUUUCGGCCUACCAGGGAAUGAGCCAUGGACCAGUGAAUCGGAUUUUGCUUCCCUUGGACCGUCGACCAUAGAGUCAACCGAGACCGCCCCAUCAGACUACACCGGGCAGAUAAACUUCUUUACGGACGCAAAUAGCAACAUUGACGCUGGGCAAUUCCUCCUCAACAAGCCGAUAGAUGCAGCGCCAACGACAGUCAGUCCAUGGCCUGAUUUCUCCAAUGUCUCUUCAUCAGCAGCCAAUCUCUACACUCUCCCACCAGAUCUAUCCUUACUCCAGCAGUCCUCUACCGCCUCGUCUCCAAACUCAGAGGAAUCUGACCGCCAAUGCCCUUGUCUAUCCUGCCUUUACCUCUGUCUCAGCCACCUGUCUUCUCUCGCCCCAUUCCCCCUCUCCCACCACAACCUAUGCUCCCUCUACAUCGCAUCCAGAACCGCCCGAGCCGUCAUCCGCUGCGAGAUCUGUCCCCUCCGCUUCACAACAGGCAUGCAAAAUGUCACCUUCACCGGCACCUUAUUGACCGUCAUCGCCGAUACCUGGCUACGCAUAUCCAAAGUUAACGCCGUCGACUUCGGCCGACAAUCGGCACCACCGGCUUACGCCGCAGCAAUAGAUGCCUCCCCCAACCCUGCAAAAGGCUGGGAGGACUGGCUACGGCAAACCGUGCGAUACCGUGUAAUAGGAGGGCCGUGUGAUCCGGCCGGCAUGCCCCCGGGUGCAGAUGAUGGACCUAGCCUGCUUAGCCUUAUAGAGGAAAUGGAGGAGCGGCAACGGCGUUGGCAUCGUUCACACCCGCUGCCUGUCGAGGAACGUCAUCUUCCUAUACCGAAGACGGACGGGUCCAAGGAGGAGGAAUCGUGCCAUGAGCGGGAUGCGCUGUGCAUGCGCAUCAUUCAGAGCGCGCGCAAUGUCAUUCCAAAGUUUGGUUUCCAGCCAAGUGAUUAUCCGGAUGAUGCGGUUGCCAAGAAGACCGCUUGAUCUGGGACUGCCGGCAUCUUCGAUAU